AGUAACAUGCAUUUCUGCUGUCGACAUUCAAGGCGCCAAGACAAAUAGAGAUAGGUUUUAUAUUGUAACAGUUACUGUGCAGCAGGUGAUACAACAAACGAUUUACAGCUGAUUAAACAUACCAAGCAGCAAGCAAAAGAAAAUAUGACCUUAGUACAACACGAUGCGGAUUUUGAUGCUGCUAAUGGAAUUAUUGAUAGCGAGGCGCCUCCACACACGCCGCUAGCAGCCCUAUACAAGCAGAGCUUUGCAUACUACACCUUUCGCGUGCGCUUGCCUUCAACUCUGGACACAAUUGCCAAGUCCCUGGCCAAGGACAAGGACGAGCUGCUGUCAAUAUAUGGAGCGGACUCAGCCUCAGAUAUUGAUCAAACAGCUGCAGCCAUUCUUGAGCUGCGCUCGAAUAUUUUGAAAAAUGGACCGUUACAGCCGUUUAAUGACAAAGAGAUCGACGCUGGAUUUUGGAAUGCUUUCUUGGAGCAAUUGCCAAAGGAGAAGCGCACCUACUUCGCCACGUGCUGGCUGUACGCCGAGUGCUUUAUGUAUCGCGAAAUAUGGUCCAUAUUCAUAUCAACGCGCCUGGCCGGUUUUGAUUACUUCCGCAAGCAGAAGCAAACGGCCGCACAGCUCAGCGUGGAAGCCAUGCUGGCAGUAGCAAAUGGCACCCGAAAGAACGAACGCAAUUUGGCCACUUUUCAGAAACUGAUGAAGCUCAAUUUGUGGGGCAAUCGCUGUGAUCUGUCCAUUACGUCGGGCAAGCAGGUGAAACCGAUGGGUGAUGCCUUCGACCAAGUAGCCCAUCUGGAUACCAAUUUGCUGGUAGAUGACACUGCCGUCAUAUGGCAGACACUGGAGGGCUCCGACGGCAACGGCAUUGUGGAAUUUGUAUUCGAUAAUGCGGGCUAUGAGCUUUACACAGAUCUUAUACUGGCUGAGUAUAUCAUCGAUAAGGGACUAGCGCGAAAGGUGCGCUUCAAUGCCAAAGCGAUUCCCUGGUUCAUAUCGGAUGUCAUGGCCGCAGAUUAUCACUGGACGCUACAGUUUUUAAUCGAUCACACGCAGCCUGUGCUCAGCGAGCUGGGAAAGAAGUUGAAACGGUUCAACGAUGAAGGAAAAUUCGAAUUGGCUCCACUCGAGCAUUUCUGGACCAGUCCAUAUGAGUUCUAUCGCAUGGCAGAAGUGCAACCGGCGCUAUAUGAGCGCCUCUCGCAGGCUCAGUUGGUAAUAUUCAAGGGCGAUCUAAACUAUCGCAAGCUACUGGGCGACUUUAGUUGGAACCAUACUGAAUCAUUCGAGACCUGCCUGCGCGGUUUCAAGCCCUCAAACCUUUGCAGUCUGCGCACUAUCAAAGCGGAUUUGGUUUGUGGACUCCCGCCUGGCAUAUCAGAGCAACUCUUUGCCAAGAACAAGGAAUGGAUGCUUACAGGCGAAUAUGGUACAAUUCAGUUGGCCAGCAAGUAAAGUGCCCUGAAAAUUAUCAUGAUACAAUACUAUAGCUCAAAUGUUGCGAUUUAAGGCGUAGCUAAAUUGUUAAAUCAAAUUUUCACUGUUCAAAUA
Messenger RNA from Drosophila novamexicana, 1557 nucleotides. Its product is annotated as damage-control phosphatase ARMT1. Bases 145 to 1461 code for a protein of 438 amino acids. NCBI's taxonomy places the organism in Eukaryota, Metazoa, Arthropoda, Insecta, Diptera, Drosophilidae. Gene Ontology annotation, biological process: DNA damage response. The record is from RefSeq and is a predicted model, not a curated record. The transcript has 5 exons. Gene Ontology annotation, cellular component: nucleus; cytoplasm. Gene Ontology annotation, molecular function: phosphatase activity.